This is a messenger RNA of Alligator mississippiensis (American alligator), 2994 nucleotides long. It is a transcript of the gene FAM111A, whose product is annotated as FAM111 trypsin like peptidase A. The coding region runs from base 324 to 2201 and encodes 625 amino acids. The transcript has 3 exons. The record is from RefSeq and is a predicted model, not a curated record. NCBI's taxonomy places the organism in Eukaryota, Metazoa, Chordata, Crocodylia, Alligatoridae.
UAGAUGAAUCAAAAUAUCUUAGGGACAUGAAAGGAAAGUUGUUAGAGAAGGGGAAUCUGGUGUGGAACACCAUGUGCUUGACUUAACUCACUCAGGAAACGGAACCAAGUUACUACACAAUUUUAUCUUGUGCAUAGAGCCCUGCCGUGCAAAAAGAUCAGCCUCCUGGCCCUGCCCCUGUGGCUAUGCCCUGGACAGCCAAUCAGCUGGGAAAGUGCUGUUCCCACUCUGCCUAAUUACGUAUCCUUUAGCCAAUCUGCAGUGGCCCAUACAGCCUGAAGAAACCUACUUGGACCUGCAGUUAUUGUUCCUCCUGAGUAAACAUGACAUCCAAGAAGACAUCAAAAUUGUCCCGGACUCAGAAGUCAUACAAGGAUGGUGAUAUCAAAAAAUAUUUAAUGCCAAUUCAGCAGGGAGAAGCCACUGUGUCUGGUCGGGUUCUCAGAAGUUCAUCUUCUUUGAGUGACAGAGACCACCAAACUAAACAGAGCCCCUGUGACAAAUCCACUGAAGAGAUGCAAGAAUUCACUGUCAACUUCAGUAAUGAAGGCACCGAUUAUAUGGUGAAAGGCCAAGUCCACGAGAGUAUCUACUCAGUUCUGAUGGCUCAAGAAGUCAUUUGUGCUCGGGUUGCCAAGGAGAAAGGCAAGGAGAUGCACCUACUGGGAAAGAAAGGGGUGGAAGGCUAUGUUAAUUUGGGCAUGCCACUUGCAUGCUUGCCUAAGAAUUCACAUUUUGAAAUUAAAUUUUAUGCUGUGAAAAAGGGCACAGAUGCUGGUGAGACGAGACACCGUCAGCAUGACAUCAAGGAAAAAAAAUGCAUCAUAUUUUAUGUCUCUCCCACUGGCAAUAAGUUGGAGACCCAUUCUUUGCAAGGCCACAGAAUUCUCCAGUGCCAACAACUUGCCAAAGAUCGCUGUAAUCUGUGUGUCUUUGCUCCAGAAGGGGAGACCAUCAAGGACGCCCUUUGCAAAGAUGGCCGGUUUCUGCCAUUACUGGAGCAAGAAGAGUGGGGGUUGGUAGAGAACAAAAAGUUUAUAUGUAGUGGCUAUACUGUGGACAGUCUAGCCAACAGGUGCUUUGAUGUGGAGGUUAAAAUUAAGCGACGAGGUAAGACAAGGAAUGAUUUGGGGAAUGAGCAGUCUUCCAUGGCUCCCAAAGAGGUACCGGAGAAGACCUAUGAUUACUUCAAAUCUGUUGUCCUUGAACUGUAUCCUGACUUAAAAAAGCAAAGUGAAAUGAUUGAUGAGUUCUUUUCAGAAGCCUUUAAAAAAGGCAAAUCUAGUGGAGCUGUGUUCAAAUUGUACAAAGAGAACUUUGGGAAGGAGACAAAGAACUCCACGCUCGUUAGGGUGUUUAAAUGCCUCAGUGUAAGGAGUGACUCAGUGGGGUACAUAACGUGGGACAGCAAUGAAGGGGGCUCUGCCACAUGCUUUGUCUUGCAAGGUAACUAUAUACUCACCUGCCAUCAUGUGGUGAGUCUCAUUACUGGCCCAGGCGUGGAGGAAAAGGAUUGGCCAUUGAUAAUUAGUCGCUCUGCCAAGGUGACUUUCUCUUAUGAGGAUGGACGUCCCUCAGAAAACAGCUGGCUGAAGCUAGCACCUUGGUUUGAAAUAUCUGACAGGGAUCUGGAUUUUGCUGUCCUGAAACUAAAAGGAGAACCAAAUGAGUUCCCAGCAGGUCUUCUGUCCUUAAGUUACCCACUGCCAUUUAAUGGUGUAAUUUAUAUCAUUGGCCACCCAGAUGGGCAAGAAAAAUCCAUAGAUGGCUGUACUGUGGUUCCUGUAUGUGAGCGUGGAAGGGUGUGCAACCACCGUGUAAAGUGUGGUGAGAAGGAAGCGUGCAAUGACAACAAUUGUGGCCCUGGGGGCCCUAAGGGCCAAGAGUGCAUCCACAUGUUCACCCAGAGAAGUUUCCAUGAUGUGGUCAACAAUCCCAAUGUUGUCACUUAUGACACCAGCUUCUUUGGGGGGUCUUCUGGCUCCCCAGUGUUUGACACGGCUGGCCAGCUGGUGGCCAUGCAUGCUGCAGGUUAUAAGUAUGUAAACAAGAGGCAGCCCUGCAGCAUUGUUGAGUUUGGCUAUUCCCUGGUGGCCAUAAUUGCAGCAAUGAAAGAGAAGCAUAAAGCUUGGUAUGAGUCUGAAAUGCUUGUGCUCCCCCAAGACUAUCCUAAUGAUGUGGAAAUGGAAAAUGGAGAAUAAAAUACCCAUGUUUCUCAGCCACCUCAGCCCACUCAGAGUAUCUCCCCUUUACACUGCUUUCUUUCUUCCCCAGUCUCCAAAGAGACACUCUGCUGGGAAUUUUCUCUCCAUCUGCAGGCCUGGUGAUCUUUUUUAGACCUUCUUCUGCCUCUCAAAACACCUCCAGAACACCCUAGGGAUGAUUGUAUCUUUGUGCUUGUUGUUACAAAGGGUAGUGAGUGUGAGAGGGCUAGUGCCUGAAGCAGUAUUGCCAACUCCACUGUGUCAAAAAUCAAGAGACAAACUCUUGAAAAUCAAGAGAUUUGGUAUUGUGGAAUCAGAAAAAAAUAAAUGCCUUAAACUUUGAUCAUACAAGUUAUAAGAUGACAUAACCGCUUUGUAGGGAAUUGCUGGCUCUGUACAGUAGAACAGAUAAGGGAAAGUGUUUGUUCUUUGUAACUCCUCUGCAACUGCUUCACUCACCGCGGCCUUGAAGAUAGCAGAAAAAAAAUAAAGUAUGUACAACUCCGAUUUCCAGGUGCAAGAAGGAGGUGUUAGUUCUCGCUUUGUCUCCCCCAUAGUUCCCAUCCUGAUAACAGCACAGCAGUAUGAGCUAAUGUUUGUUUGUAGCUGCUUUUCCUAGCAAACUCCACUAUAUGAUCACGUGAGUUGUAAGCAACUGUUAAAAAGUAUAUAAGCCUCCUGAUUUUGCUCUUGGGGGGGAACUCCUUCCAAGUGCUUGGGAAAUCUAUGUCACUUUGGAGUCCCCCCUACAGCUGUAGUUUCAUUUGAAUAAAAGCUUCUGUUGACCUGA